ACCCCCUCUCUCCAGGCUCCCCGCUUCGUCCUCUUUCCCUUUUGCGCACCAGACCCCCGCGCUUCCCCGCAAUCGCAAGCGCGCCCCGCCGCACGCGGCAAGGAAGGACCGAGGCGUGAGUACGCGAACCCUCGGGUGCGAGGGACGCAAAAGAGAAAACGACAGCCAGGCGCCGGCGCGGCUGCGACGGCGGCGAGGCCAGGCUCCCGCGGCGGCGACUCCCGCGGAGCCGAUCGGCGCGCCAUUGGAGCCCUGCGAAAAGGGGAAAGCGUGACGUGCUGACCCGCUCGGCGCGCGUGGUUCGUACGUGUGCCCCUCCUGCCGCUCCCGUGGUUUGGGCGGCCGCCAGCUGCUUCCUCCUCCUCGUCUUCCUAGCCUCGCCGCGAUGGAGGCCGGCUACUGCAACCGCAAGAAGACCGACGGCAUCUGCGAGGGCGUCUGCGACGGCGAGCACGGUUCAAAGUCAGUUCUGAGCAUGUCAAGGCUGAAGUGCGCACUACGGGCUUUUGAUUUGAGGGCUCUCUUGGUCCUCCUGAUUGGUGUGCCAAUAUUAAUCUUCGUCAUAUAUGUGCAUGGUCAGAAGGUUACUUAUUUCCUCCGACCGAUCUGGGAAAAGCCCCCAAAGCCCUUCACUGUUCUUCCUCACUACUAUCAUGAGAAUGUCUCGAUGGAGCACCUCUGCAAGUUGCAUGGAUGGAAAGUCAGGGAGACCCCACGCCGCGUCUUUGAUGCUGUGCUCUUCAGCAAUGAGCUUGACAUUCUUGAUAUCCGUUGGCAUGAGCUUAGCCCAUAUGUGUCAGAAUUUGUGCUGCUUGAAUCCAACUCAACCUUCACUGGCAUAAAGAAGGACCUUCACUUCAAGGAAAACCACCAACGGUUCGAGUUUGCUGAAUCACGGUUGACCUAUGGUAUGAUAGGGGGGAGGUUCGUGAAGGGAGAGAACCCAUUUGUUGAAGAGUCGUAUCAAAGGGUUGCCCUUGACCAGCUUAUUAAAAUUGCCGGCAUCCAAGAUGAUGACCUAUUGAUCAUGUCUGAUGUUGAUGAGAUUCCAAGUGGGCAUACAAUCAACCUGUUGAGAUGGUGUGAUGACAUUCCUGAGAUACUUCAUCUCCAGCUCAGGAACUAUCUCUACUCAUUUCAAUUUUUCCUUGAUGACAAGAGUUGGAGGGCUUCAGUACACAGAUACCGAACUGGAAAGACAAGGUAUGCACAUUUCCGGCAAACAGAUGACCUUCUGGCUGAUUCAGGGUGGCACUGCAGCUUCUGCUUCCGCAACAUAAAUGAUUUUAUCUUCAAGAUGAAAGCUUACAGCCAUGUCGAUCGGAUUAGAUUCAAGUACUUCCUAAACCCAAAAAGGAUUCAGCAUGUGAUAUGCCAAGGGGCUGAUCUUUUCGACAUGCUUCCUGAAGAAUACACAUUCCAAGAAAUCAUUGCCAAGCUGGGGCCUAUUCCGAGUACAUUCUCUGCUGUUCAUCUUCCAGCUUAUCUGCUGGAGCAAAUUGAUCGGUACAGAUAUCUUCUUCCAGGCAACUGCAUGAGAGAAAGUGGCUAGGGAUUGCUACGGUUUGCGUCAUGACCUGAGGCGCAUGGACAUUACUGAUGUCCCCUUGGAGGAACGCCCUGCUGUGGCCGGGUUGUAUCUGAUACGAUUGGCUGACUUAGUUGAGUGAUUGCCUGGCAGUUGGUUGAGUUCAUGAUUUUGUACCAUAUAAUUGAACCUUGGAAGGCCUGAUAGAAUAGCGCAUGCUUGAUCGCUGCGCUCUUGUUUUGCAGAGGAGCUCAGCAAUGUGUGUCAUGUGUAUGCUUUUAUACCACCUGAGUUUUAUUCAUUGCUUCCAUCGUUGAUAUAUGAACUCAGAAACCAUUGUAGAUUUCAUACGGAGUGAUAUUCCAGAUUCUUCUAUUUAUGAUGUACAAUGUCAUUUACUUA
Molecule: messenger RNA, 1930 nt
Organism: Phragmites australis (common reed)
Lineage: Eukaryota; Viridiplantae; Streptophyta; Magnoliopsida; Poales; Poaceae
Exons: 2
Coding region: 386-1552 (388 amino acids)
Biological process (GO): protein N-linked glycosylation; N-acetylglucosamine metabolic process
Cellular component (GO): membrane
Molecular function (GO): beta-1,4-mannosylglycoprotein 4-beta-N-acetylglucosaminyltransferase activity
Source: RefSeq, a predicted model, not a curated record